AUUGUACACACCUGUAGACGUGUUGAGGUUGUUCAACCACUCCCAAUUUAGGUUAGACAAGGGAGACAUCUGAAGACAUUGCUUUCUGUAAGAAACGUUCGCUUCAUCUGAAUCUUGAUCACAAGGAAGGAAGGAAGAGAUGGCUGAAGAGGAAGACAACACAGUAAAGUGCGGAGUGGCUUGUUAUUAUCCUAGGUGGGCCCGAAGACUAGCCAAUGCUAAACUGUUCUGUGUAGUUUGGUGUCUGACCAUCUUGACUCAAACUAUCGCUGGAGCUGGUCUUCUCACUGCAGUGCUGUCUUCAAUAGAGACGAGGUUUCAACUUGAAAGUAAAGAUCUCGGGAUGAUCGCCAGUGCAGCCGACAUCGGGAGUGUCCUGGGGUUACUUUGGCUGUCCUACUACGGAGGCAGACCUGGAGCGAAUCGACCCAAAAUACUUGGAAUCUGCACAUCAAUUUUCGCCAUUGGGACGUUCGCAUUUGGCCUCCCCCAUCUCAUGACCCCUGCCUACGAGGUCACGUCAGGUGGACCUGCAAACGGGACGCAAGAGAUGCCCAAGGAUGUCUGCACUUCUAACCAAACUACAUCAACCACGUGUGCAGCAAACAAGGGAUCAUCAUCUUCGCCAUACGGUGGCGUGUACGCCGUACUCCUUUUUGCACAGUUUUUGCAGGGGAUUGGCAUUGCCCCCACCUAUCCUUUGGGAACGACUUACGUGGACGAUCACGUGACAAAAAAGGCCCUUCCAUUCUACUUAGGUUUCUCUUACAUCACGUACGGGGUUGGGCCUUCAGCCGGGCUGUUCCUCGGCGGAUAUACCCUGAGUCGUUACGUGGACAUGGACAAGGGAGUCGACCCUGCCGCCCUCGGGCUGUCCCCGGGGAGCCCCCUCUGGGUCGGCGCCUGGUGGCUCGGCUACUUCGUCAUGAUGGGCACCUUGGGGCUGGUCGCCUUUUGGCUGCUUCUCUUCCCAGCAGCAUUAAAAAAGCCGAUGGAAGAAAAUGAAAACAACGAGGAAGACGGCAACAAGAUGCUUCCCGGAACAGAAGCACAAGAACCCCCCUCGACCUUUGACCCUGCUAAAACAUUGAAACAACAGGCAAAAGAUAUCAUCCUGGGUACAAAAAAGGUCCUCACCAACUGGCUGUUUAUGUGUAUAACCAUGGCUUUCGUGUGUUAUAAUGCGAGCGGAAGCACCGGUCCCUUCAUCCCUAAAUACAUGGAGACACAGCUCGGAAUGCACAAUGCUCAAGCCAGCUAUCUACUAGGAUUGGUCUUUUUACCGUCUGCUCUAUUCGGACUGUUCGCAUCUGUUGCCAUAUUGAGACGGUUCCAGUUGGGACCCCGUGGUUGUCUUUACUUGACCACAGGCGCUUCUGUGCUUUCCCUGGUCAUCCUGGUCCCAGCUGGAUUCAUCAGCUGCCCCCGCCCUCCCAUCGCAGGGGUCAAUAUUCCCUACGGACACAGUUUGACGGCUAACGUUUCCCUGGGCAGACUCCCCGGCGGCAUCGCCCUGACAUCCCCCUGCAAUGCUGACUGUGGCUGCCCGUUGGACAGGUACCGGCCGGUCUGUGCGUCUGAUGGCAUCACUUACUUCUCGGGCUGUCACGCGGGAUGUCGCGAGAGUCAGAGCAUUCAAGGCCCCAGAGGGAUAAAACUAGCCAAUUAUUCAAACUGUGGCUGUGUGACAUCCAACCCACAAAGCAUCACGGGAGGAAGUACCAAACAGCUGUCCGGCACUCAGACCAUCAUGGCUGCCAAGGAAGAGUCGACUGGAUAUUUUGCAUCAGUUUGGGCAACCCCGAAUCCUGAAAACUUUACACCAGACGGAGUUACAGACGCAGCAAAUCGUACGGAAGCUCGCACCGUUACCGUAACUUCGGAGCCAAACGCCUACACUAAUCUCCCAUCUUCAGUACAAAUAACACCGAGCACAUCCGCCUUUUCCAUUCCAUGUCCCACAAAAUGCAUCGCCUCGCGGUCCUUCCUGGCCCUUCUGACACUAAACCUUGUUUGCCGUGCGAUGAUUCCCUUGCUGCUUGUCGUGGCCAGUCUCAGGGUGCUGUCACCAGACACUAAGACGUUUGGAGUUGGAUUGCAAAGCCUGACUACAAGGCUGCUUGCGUAUAUCCCGGCGCCUAUCUACAUCGGAGCGCUGAUCGACUCGUCCUGCGAGCUGUGGUCCUCCAGCUGCGGCGUGCGGGGCGCAUGUCUCCUGUACAACAUGCCGCUGAACCGCCUCCUGUUCGUCGGUGUUCAGGCCCUGCUCACAGCUGCCAGCAUCAUACUUCUGUGCAUCGCCAUUCACCUCUACAAUCGCCGGGAGGCUGCCGAGGGGAAAUCUCAGGCACCAGGUUUGACUACGAGAGAUAUUGCUACAUCGAUGGGGUCUUUGGCUUCCUCCAUCCCUUCACUGACAAACGUCGGUGUGCGCAACCGUAACGGAUACAUGUAACUCAAACCUAUAGCUAGCUAACACCACAAAAAUUUAUUUCAGAUGAAACCGUUUCUAAAUGAUAGUAACAAUACUAGAGAGGCAACAGUUUUCGCAAAAUGCAGAAUGCUUUACCGUAGCCUUUUAUCAAGCUACUCGCUCACAGUGAUAUAUAUCAUUAGGAUCGUAUUAUAGUAUAGUACUGUGUGCGAGUUUAAAAACAAUAUCUUCUUGAAUGUGUAUUGGACCUCAUUAUCAAUAUUAUUGUGCCAUACAAUAAGGCACGUCCAAUAGUAAUUUGUGCGAGUAAAAAUGGUCAUAUAUUGGAAAUUAUAGUGAUACCAUACGUAAUACGUUCAUUCUAUUACAUUAUCAUGUAUCAAAGUUUACUAGUUUACUGCUACGAAAUGUAAUAGGUCAUGUCAUGAAUCAGAUGUAAAUGUAAAAAAUUCUAAUGUAUAGUUGAUAUGUGUUAUUCGACAAUCAUUAUUCUAUACUACUAUAGUAUUUUGUCAAUUAAUAACCCAAUUUACGUGGCCGAUUAUUGUACCCAGUGGCACUGAAAAAUUUUGAUCAUUUAUUCAUUUCAAAGUAUUAUUCUCUUACCUUUAUGAUAUGCAUGUACUGUUACCAUAUGAUAGUCCUUGACCAUAUACUAUUAUAAUCACGACUUUAAGUAUUUCAUGUUCAUUUUUGCGUUAUUCUCAUAUAUAUUACAUCAACUAGAUAGAAAAACAAACCUGUGUUUGAAUGAAAACUAUGUAAAGCCUACCAGGUUAGUUAUUCAGUUUACUUCAGUUCUUUUUGUGUCAUACUGUAUACUUUUGUCGACUUAAUGUUAUUUGAUAGUGUUUUUAUAAUGUUGAUGGACGACUGCAGGAAGAAUAGAGUUUAUGAUAAUCAUUUUAAAUUCUAAUUGGAGAUCGAAAUAAACAAACAAACAAACGGUCUAUGCAACAAAACCGUAGUUUCUGUCACUUAUGAACACAUUUUGACAGCAUUCGCACAAAAAAUACAUAUUGAACCAUUACAAAAUUUAGCUCCGUCUCGUAAUUUCCCCCUCCAGGUAAUUAUUGUAACGUCGUUGGAUUGUAUACCAUCAAGAUUAUAGGGCACAGUUUGCCUAUUCAUUUUUAUGCCAGCCAUAGUGCCAGCUUCAGUCUCGUUUUGGUGAUCUUUAUUGCGCAACAAUUGUACGGGUACAAUGUAUGGCAAGUUCGGGUGUAAUACAUGUACAGAACAUCAAAACUAAUAUCUACGUGGUUGCUUAUACAUAACAAUGGUAACUAUAGAGGGUUCUAUGUAAUAAAUGACUAGUCGCUAUGCUACUUUAGCUGAGCGGAUUAAUUCAUGGGAAACAGGUAUUACUAGAACAUAGUGGUACACGAUACAGAGUUAACAUCAAUUGUUUGUGUCAAUACGAUUCCUUUUUUGAAAAGCAGUAGAUAUGUAUUGGCCUAUGUACAAGGAAAUUGCAUCAGGACAUGACAUAAGUAAAUUGAAAGUUUCUGAACUUGUCUUAGGUAAUGUUAUGUUUGUAGUCUUGUUGAUAACGUCCAUAAGCUUCUGCCUUUCCUCAGUAUAUGUGGGACAUAAUAAUAGAAAGUGUAGUUCGUCUUCGAUACCAUGAUUGCAAGUAGGACAGCGUCUCUGAGUGGCUGGUAUAUUAUUAUAUCGACCUUUUUCUAUCUCCAAACAAUGUGCACUAAUUCGCAAUUUUGUUAUGUUAGCAACAAAUGAUUUAUUUUGAAUUGAUGAAAGGUACUUUUCGAGAGUGAAGUUGGUCUUGAAUUUAGAAUAGGUUUGCAAUUUGCUAUAAUUUCUUAUCUCUUGCCUCCAGCCAGAAACAAACGUGUCUUUCAGACGUUCCUUGAACACGUUUCCAAAAUGUUUGGCGUCAACUGCAGGGUUUAACCAAACAUUUUGGAAACCGUGUCUGCACAAUAUGUCUUGUACAUGUACGGCCCAGUCCUGUUCUUGUUCAACAGCAAAAUCGUAAGCUUUUUUAACUAUUCUAUCGUUUGGAAGGUUUUGUAGUCUAAGCCAAUAUUUAAUAAGUUGAGAUUGGGCUUCAAUGUAUAAUGGAAAUGUUCCGAGUUCACCCCUUACGGCGGCAUUAACGGAACUUCUGGGAACUUGAAGUAGGAUUUUACAGUAAUUGAGAAGAACAUGCUCUAGAUCAGACACUUCAUAUGAGAAUUUGGGAUGUGUCAAUAAAAUAUUUUGAUUCGAUAGUAAUUCCGAUUGAUAUAGAAUAUUUAAUUUGUCACUAUAUCUCUUAAACCGGACUAGAACAGGACGAGGCGAUGUCACAUCGUUCUUCUUUCCUAAUCGUGUAACCUUUAGGAGUUGUAUAUUUGAACCUAAUAUCGGAGAAAGGAUGUUAUAAAUUCCUUCCCGUAUAUUUUCAGCAGGAUAUUCCUGUACUCCAUUAAAGAUCAAGUCUC
This is a messenger RNA of Branchiostoma floridae (Florida lancelet), 4881 nucleotides long. RefSeq names its product solute carrier organic anion transporter family member 3A1-like. NCBI's taxonomy places the organism in Eukaryota, Metazoa, Chordata, Leptocardii, Amphioxiformes, Branchiostomatidae. The record is from RefSeq and is a predicted model, not a curated record. The transcript has 13 exons. Gene Ontology annotation, cellular component: membrane. Bases 140 to 2455 code for a protein of 771 amino acids. Gene Ontology annotation, biological process: transmembrane transport; sodium-independent organic anion transport. Gene Ontology annotation, molecular function: protein binding.